AUGGAAGCACCACCAGUCACUCAUUUUGGUUUUACCCAACCUGUUAAUUAUCUCGGUCAAAUUCAUAAACAGAACGAUGCUAAAGUUAUUUCCUCUCAUAAAGAGGUUUGCAAACAACUCGAUGUUUGUCAAAUGAUAAUACGUGAAGAAUAUGAACAAAAGGGACAAGAGAGACUUAAUAAAAGUUCUUCAUUUUCUAAACAACUUUCUCAAAAAGUUGCUCAACAAUUACAAAAAUAUCAACGUGAAAGAAAUAACAUUCACUGUAAGAAAACAAACUUGCUUCUCCAAAGACUUCAGAAUGGUAAGCUUUAA
Rhizophagus irregularis DAOM 181602=DAOM 197198 is the source of this 315-nucleotide messenger RNA. RefSeq lists its product as uncharacterized. The record is from RefSeq and is a predicted model, not a curated record. Lineage: Eukaryota; Fungi; Glomeromycota; Glomeromycetes; Glomerales; Glomeraceae.